CUAGAGGUCCCUCCAAUAAAAUGAAGGUGAUGAGUAGGUGGCUUUUCCUCUACGACAGUGCUGUUGGUAGAGCAGUAGAGAGAUUGUUUUUUUCAGUCACAGAACAUUCACAACAAGGUUGAAAUAUCAAACAAGGCAAUGCCUCUGUCGGAACAUCCAUGAAAAUACGCCUUUCUUUUGCAAAUUGGUUAACUUGCUAGUUAGCAGGUUACUGCGCUAGCACUUCGGAUUUUUGAAAAGUCUUCAAACGAUAGCUAGAUGAUGAAUCUUUUCUAUGCCUAAAAUCUCAGGGUUGGUUGUUGUUAGCUGGCUAUUUAGCUAGCUAACGUUAGCUAACUCUGUGGCUGGGUAUGUAUUUUUGAUACAGCUAGCUACUAGCUGGCUGGCUAGCUAGCUAGCUGUUUAUUUCACGUUUUUCAUGUAAAUGCCUCUUACCCUAACCGGCUAACUAAUCAGAAUUAACGCACCUGCCUUGCUGCGUUUAACUGCGGACUAAUAUUUCGCAAGUCCGUAACAAAACAAACAUUUGUAACUUACUAGCUAGCUAGCCAGCUAGCCUCGAUACACAGAAGAAUGAGCAGAAAACACCACCAUUUCAAAGGAGCCGAAGUAAGCUGCUGUGUGAAAUAUUUUUUAUUCGGAUUCAACAUUAUAUUUUGGUUACUUGGUGCUGCAUUCCUGGGCAUUGGACUUUGGGCAUGGGCUGAGAAGGGAGUGCUGUCCAACAUCUCGUCCAUCACGGACCUGGGCGGGUUCGACCCGGUCUGGCUCUUCAUCGUGGUGGGCGGGGUCAUGUUCAUCCUGGGCUUCGCCGGCUGCAUCGGAGCGCUGCGAGAGAACACCGUCCUGCUCAAAUUCUUCUCUGUGUUCCUGGGCCUCAUCUUCUUCCUGGAGCUGACCGCGGGGAUCCUGGCCUUUGUCUUUAAGGACUGGAUCAAAGAGCAGCUCAAUCAGUUCAUCAACAACAACGUCAAAGCCUACCGCGACGACAUCGACCUGCAAAACCUCAUCGAUUUCGCCCAGGAAUACUGGUCGUGCUGCGGUGCUCAUGGGCCCAAUGACUGGAACCAGAACAUCUACUUCAACUGCACGGACGCCAACCCCAGCCGCGAACGCUGCGGAGUGCCCUUCUCCUGCUGUGUCAAAGAUCCCGCCGAGGAUGUGCUCAAUACGCAGUGUGGCUACGACGUGCGGCUUCAGUUGGAGCUGGAGCAGCAGAAGUCCAUCUACACCAAAGGCUGCGUGGGCCAGUUUGAGAAGUGGCUUCAGGACAACCUCAUCGUAGUGGCUGGGAUCUUUGUCGGCAUUGCACUGCUACAGAUAUUCGGCAUGUGCCUGGCCCAGAACCUGGUGAGCGACAUCAAGGCGGUGAAGGCGAACUGGUGACAUGAGGCCAUGGAGGAGAGGUGAGCGGGGGGGCGGUGACAUCAACAGACUGGCAGAGGUGGAGGGGAGGAGAACAAGGAAGAAGAGAAUAGAGGAGAAGGGAGGAGAGGAGAGAUGGAGCUGUUGGAGGAUGUGUGUGGAGGUGAUUUGUGGAGGUUUGGUAGUAGGGCUCUAAAUAUUAAACACCAGCUAGCCAACCGGCCAAAUGCAGGUUAAAGUUCACUUUGUGCUGGUGGGAAAGACUAGCUUACUAGCCACUUUGACCCCAUUAGUAAGUGUGUGUUGUUUGGCUAGUGAGAAUUUGGCUGGUGUUAAUUUAGAGCACUGGUUUGUUGGGAGAGGGAGAGAAAGAUGUUCUCAUGCUUUCUCUCUUUCUUUUUGACAUGGUUUACACCACCACCACCACCACCACCAGAAACGUCAACCUGAGGGGUGGGGGGUGUAUUGUGGAGGGUGUAGGUAGAGGAGAUGUUAUCACUCUUCCUCUACAUAUGCACUGCACACCACCACCCCCUUCCUGCUCCUCCUCCUCCUCCUCCUCCUCCUCCUGCUCCUCUCCCUUCUCCUGGAGGGUGGGGGGUGCUUGGUGGAUGGUGGUAGUAGAGGCGGAAGAGAGAGAUUUUCACUCUUUGCUUCUUCCUCUUCAUCCGCUCUGUACCACUUUCCUCCUCCUCCUGCUUCUGGAGCUGGGGGUAUGUGGUGGAGAUUGAUGGUAGACACGGUUUACACCACCACCACCACAUCCUCCUCCUCCUCCUCCUCCUCAUCUUCCUCCCUCUCCUCCACUUCCUGCCGUCUGUUCACCGCCCUCUCUCUCUUUCCCUUCCUCUCCUCCAUCCUGUGGACAUCCCUACCAUCCCUCCUUCCCUGGACUCCAGAUCUCGGCCUAAAGACAAAGAAACUGCAGCCAUCCCCCCACCCCCGCCAAGUCCAAGCGGGGGGGACUCCCUAUAAGCGCACUGCGCACAUGGAUUUACACAUUGACUUUGUUUUUGUCAUAUUUUAGUUUUACUCUUUUUUUACAUUUCUGUCUCUCUUUGUUUCUGGCUAUUUCUGGGGAGGGGAAAGGAGAGGGGCGUGUGUGCGUGUGCGUGUGCGUAUGUGUGAGUGUGAGUUCAGAAUAUUGCGUGCUAGUGUGCGUGCGUGUGUGGAGGGAAAGAGCGACGCAACAGACAUAUAGAGCUAACGCAUACAGUAUAGAACACACACACACACACACACACACACACACACACACACACACACACACACACACACACACACACACAGAGCAAACAGGUUCAUUUUUAUUUCUCUCAUAUCGGAGGUGAUCAGUGCUCAGCGCUGCGCUCGGUGCUUCCCACUCGCUCGCCUCCUUGAAUGAUAACUUCUUAAAUGCCAUUACCGUCUUGUGCUGAACAGCGCAGGGCAAUUACCCUCUUCAAUUGGAGUGCUCUGGGUUUGAGUGUGUGUGUCUGUGUGUGUGGGACAUAGAUGAGUGGAUCUGGGUUUGUGCAUUCAGAGAGGGUCGGGACUGAGUGUGUGUGUGUGUGUGGUGGGGCGGUCUAUCUAAAGAAAAGGUGGGAAAAGACUGGGUUCUCUCUUACUCAAUAUUUCUUUUCUCACCUUCUCUCUCUCUUUUGUCUCUCUCUCAUGCUCUUUUAUUUUAUUUUAUUUUAUCAUUUAUUUUAUUUUCCCCUUCUCUGAGCCACCGCCAGCCUUAACUGAGCUGUGUGAUGAACAACCAACCAGUGACCCCUAUCAGUCUGUAGAGGUCACGGGAGAAGCCAUGAAUCUCACUCUUAUCCCUCCUCCUCCUCACACUCAUCUAUAUCCAGCUCUCCUUCUCCUCUUCUCCCUCUCCCUCUCUCUCUCUCUCUCUCUCUCUCUCUCGCUCUCUCCCUUUCUCUCUCUCUCUCCUUUGUGGAGGUCACCUUGAACUGGAACCAGUGGUCCCUUGACCUCUCCACUGAUGAACCUUGGCCCUUUGCGCUUAUGACGCACGUCACAUGGACCUCUCUGCAAAGGAGCCCCCUUUACUUGACGGUGACACGUGUCCAUCCCCCCCACCCCAUCUCCCCUUUCAAGACACAUCGUUUCCAAUGUCUACCACUAUUCUACUUUACCACUGCAAAGAUUUGAGCGACAAAGAAAUCGCAAGAUGUUAUGUCAAUAAUUGUCUGUGGUUAGCUGUGAUCUUUUUUAUUAUUUGUGUCUUUUUGAUUUCUUUUCCAUUUUUGUAAAAUUUAUUUUUGUAAUUUUUGGUCUUCUCCCCUUUGGGAUGUGUGAUGAAUCUCCAAAGGAGUAGCGUUCUCUCUUUAACAAUUGCUAUUUCUGUUUCGUUUUUUUUUUUUUCUUAACAUGUUUUUGAUGUUUUUUUGUUUUUGCUUUCUCAUCGCUUACCACAACAGAAUGGCAUUUAGUAUCAUAGAUAUAUUAACAGAAAAAUACGUCUUAUUAUAAUACAAAUGAAGCUGCUUUUGAGUCUUAUUUAGAAGUUUAUUAUUAGAUUAUUGCUCUACUAACACCCCCUCCCAUGCCGCAAAAAACAGUUCUCAUCGAAUGUGUUGCCAGCCGCCAGUGAUAUCAUGUUAUACUUAACCUUUCCGCACACAAACGCCAGUGUGUGCGAUAAGCACACACACAUCGAAGGAUAUGUGUGUAUCCUCUGUUCUGAGCCAAGGGUGUUCGUCCACCUUGACGUUCCCUAGCAGUAGGAGUGACAAGGUGGUGAUGUCACUUCCCCCAGCUGUAGUUCCUCUUCUACUG
Messenger RNA from Engraulis encrasicolus (European anchovy), 4134 nucleotides. RefSeq names its product tetraspanin 17 (gene tspan17). Gene Ontology annotation, cellular component: plasma membrane. NCBI's taxonomy places the organism in Eukaryota, Metazoa, Chordata, Actinopteri, Clupeiformes, Engraulidae. The coding region runs from base 574 to 1386 and encodes 270 amino acids. The transcript is spliced from 8 exons. The record is from RefSeq and is a predicted model, not a curated record.